This is a messenger RNA of Porites evermanni, 646 nucleotides long. The record is from the annotation of a GenBank genome assembly. Lineage: Eukaryota; Metazoa; Cnidaria; Anthozoa; Scleractinia; Poritidae.
AUGGAAAAACCAGAAAGCGAUGGCAUUGCAAUUAUUUCAGGCUCAACAUCAGCUGAUGGCCAACAAGACCCAGCUGUACAAAAACGGCAACUGGAAAAUUUUAUCAAGGUUCCUUAUCUUCAUGUGUCUCGCAUAUUUUCAUAUUCCUCUAGAAUAUUGUAACUACAGUAUUUCUUAACCUGUAACUUUUUGCAGUGGACAGUUAAGAUUCCGCCAGGAAAUGAAGACGUAGUUAAAACGUUCAUUCUAGACCAUGGAGGCAUAAUAAGUGAUGGUAAGCUUUCCUGUACAUGCAUGUAAUCUUUGUCAAAUCUCGGUCCGGGGUCUCCGUUUAAAUGGAAAACCUCUCUUUUGUUAUUAACAAGAAACCUGUGAGGAAGAUUUUCAAGAUAGCCAGACAACGCCUUCGAUACCUCCCCGUCUUUUGGCCGAAAAGAUAACAAGUUGGUUGGCGGAAAAUGGAGUUUCCCAAACGGUCUUUGCCAAGCUCUACAUGGAGAGAUCGCAGGGUACAGUGUCCGUUUACUUAAACAAUCCUCCAAAGGAAGUACCGCCAGGGCUGGGGAAAGCCCCAUGGGUCAUGAUGGAUCGAUUUAUGAACUGUUCUGAUGUGAGGGAUGAAUUUUUCAAAAAAGCAACAGGUAAG